CUGAGAGGACAUGGCGGAGGGUGAGGGAGUUCCGCCGCUGCUACCGCUGCCCCCGGCCAAGCGGCUGUGUUCACGGGUCAGCCCGCCGUCCCAGCACUCCCAGCAGCGGGUCGCGGGUGCGGUAAAGCCCCAGCAGUAUGUGAUGUACCAGCCGGAGUCUCUUCUGGACUGCGCAGCCAAAGCUGUGGCGGAAAAAUGGGCCUUCGAGAGAGUAGAGGAGCGAUUCGAGAGGAUCCCGGAGCCAGUGCAGCGCCGCAUCGUGUACUGGUCCUUCCCCCGUAACGAGCGAGAGAUCUGCAUGUACUCGUCCUUCCAGUACCGCUCGGAGGAGCCUAGCGCCACGGGGAAUCCUGCGGGGGCCACUCUGGGGGCAGCGGUAGGGAAUGGACAGAGCGCUGCUGUUCCCGGCCUGGGAACUACGGCACCCUCCGGAGAGGGGCUACCUUUCCGCCGCGGGAUACGGCUCCUGGAGAGCGGCUGUGUGGAGAACGUGCUGCAAGUCGGUUUCCAUUUAAGUGGCACAGUGACCGAGCCAGCGACACAAUCUGAGCCAGAAGCUACUUACAAAGUAGCAAUAAGCUUCGACCGUUGCAAGAUCACCUCAGUAACCUGCGGCUGUGGAAACAGGGACAUUUUUUACUGUGCGCAUGUGGUGGCGCUCUCGCUAUACCGCAUCCGCAAGCCAGAUCAGGUCAAACUGCGUCUUCCCAUCUCAGAGACUCUCUUCCAAAUGAACCGGGACCAGCUGCAGAAGUUUGUGCAGUACCUGAUCACCGCACAUCACACAGAAGUGCUUCCUACAGCCCAGAAACUGGCUGACGAGAUCUUAUCUUCUAACUCCAAGAUCAAUCAAGUGCACGGUGCCCCUGAUCCCACAGCCGGGGCGAGUAUCAAUGAUGAGAAUUGCUGGCAUUUGGAUGAGGAGCAGGUCAGGGAACAGGUGAAGCUCUUCCUGUCUCAGGGUGGUUACUACAGCUCUGGGAAGCAGCUCAAUUCCAUGUUUGCCAAGGUACGAGAGAUGCUGCGAAUGAGGGACUCUAAUGGCGCCCGUAUGUUGACCUUGAUUACUGAGCAGUUCAUGGCUGACCCGAGGUUGGCUCUCUGGCGACAGCAGGGUACAGGCAUGACUGAUAAGUGCAGGCAGCUUUGGGACGAGCUUGGGGCCCUCUGGGUCUGCAUCGUGUUAAACCCACACUGCAAACCCGAGGAAAAAGCCUGCUGGCUCCGGCAGCUGAGGAAAUGGGGAGACCUGGAUGUGUGCCCACUCGAAGAUGGAAAUUAUGGCAACGACCUUCCAAACAUCACUAAUGCACUCCCACAGAGCAACGGUCACGACUCUUUAGUGAGGCCCAGAAGAACAGUGUUCACCAGAGCUAUUGAGGGCUGUGACCUGCACUGGCAAGACAGUCACCUGCAGAGAAUAAUCAGCAGUGAUUUCUACCUGUCCCCUUCCUACCAGCGAGAUGGGGAGAGUCUUCUGUUUAAUGCGCAGGGCCAACCUCUGUGGCUUGAACAUGUGCCCACAGCCUGUGCCCGAGUAGAUGCCCUUAGAUCCCACGGAUACCCCAAAGAGGCUUUGCGUUUAGCAGUUGCAAUCAUAAGUACUCUGCGACUGCAGCAGCAGCGGCAAUUAGAGAUCUACAAACAACAGAAAAAGGAGUUGAUUCAAAGAAAUGCAACAACAAUCACGAAUCUGGAAGGCUGGGUAGGUCACCCGCUGGACCCUAUUGGCUGCUUAUUUACUACGCUCACAGAGGCCUGUCGGGCUGAUGAAGAGAAUGCUGCCGAAGGAACGGAAGGCAUUGAGUCUCAGCAUCCGCUAUACCAACAUGUUUGUGUGUUAAAUGGCUCCCUGGAAACUGGUGAAUCAUAUCUGUCCUUGGCAUUGGAAGUGGCUCUGAUGGGCAUGGGGCAGCAGAGGCUGAUGCCUGAAGGGCUGUAUGCCCAGGAUAAAGUGUGCCGCAAUGAGGAGCAGAUCAUUGCUCGUCUGCAGGAGCUGGAGUUGGACGCAGUGUUGGUACAAACGCUGCGCAAACAAUGCAUCCUGCUACUAGAAGGAGGUCCGUUCAGUGGUUUGGGGGAGGUCAUUCACCGGGAGAGCGUGCCCAUGCACACGUUUGCCAAGUACUUGUUCUCUGCACUGUUGCCUCAUGAUGCGGAUCUGGCCUACAAGCUGUCCCUCAGAGCAAUGAGGCUUCCGGUAUUGGAAAGCAGCGUCCCCUCAGGGGAAAUUGCUCACCCCCAUCACAUUGUGUCCGUAGUACCAAGCCGGUACCCACGCUGGUUCACUCUGGGGCACUUGGAGUCACAGCAGUGUGAGCUUGCUUCCACCAUGCUGACUGCUGCAAAAGGUGACAUGCUGCGUCUGCGCACGGUGCUUGAAGCCAUACAGAGAAACAUUCAUUCCUCAUCUCUGAUAUUUAAACUGGCGCAGGAUGCUUUCAAAAUUGCCACUCCAGCUGACAGCGCUGCUGAUACAACUUUGCUUAACGUAGCUCUAGAGCUAGGACUUCAGGUCAUGCGGAUGACUCUCAGUACCCUAAACUGGAGAAGGCGAGAGAUGGUCAGGUGGUUGGUAACCUGUGCCACAGAAGUUGGUGUGCGUGCCCUCGUCAGCAUCCUGCAGAGCUGGUACUCUCUCUUCACACCCACAGAAGCCACCAGCAUUGUGGCAGCUGCGGCCACUUCCCACAGCACAGUGCUAAGACUCAAUCUGGACUACCCGCAAAGGGAGGAGUUGGCCAGCUGCGCACGGACUUUGGCCUUGCAGUGUGCAAUGAAGGACCCGCAGAACUGUGCACUUUCAGCUCUAACCUUGUGCGAGAAGGAUCACACAGCUUUUGAGACAGCUUAUCAGAUUGCAGUGGAUGCAGCAUCUGGGGGUAUGACCUAUUCCCAGUUAUUUACAAUUGCCCGUUACAUGGAGCACCGUGGCUACCCACUUCGGGCUUUUAAACUUUGCUCACUAGCUAUGAACCACCUUAACUUGGCAUACAACCAAGAUACUCACCCAGCCAUUAAUGAUGUCCUGUGGGCUUGUUCUCUUAGUCACUCGCUAGGCAAAAAUGAGCUGGCAGCACUGGUACCCCUAGUGGUAAAAAGUGUGCACUGUGCCACUGUACUGUCGGACAUACUUCGCAGAUGCACCCUGACUGCUCCCGGCCUGGCAGGCAUCCCCGGACGACGGAACUCUGGCAAGUUGAUGUCAACAGACAAACCUCCCCUACGGCAGCUGCUAGAUGCAGCAAUUGCAGCCUAUAUAAAUACCACCCACUCCCGCCUCACUCACAUCAGCCCUAGACACUACGGGGAAUUCAUUGAGUUCUUGAGUAAAGCUCGAGAAACGUUCAUGCUUGGACAGGACGGCUUGCUACAGUUUGCCCAAUUCAUAGACAAUUUGAAACAGAUCUAUAAGGGCAAGAAAAAACUGAUGAUGUUGGUGAGGGAGCGAUUUGGCUGAUGCGCCUAAUUAACCUAAUUCCAUGCCUCCGUUUCCUGCUCACAAUUGUGAAGUACUCCCUCUGCUCCCUUAAGUACCUCAGUCCUACGGUCUAGGAGCCUGAGCCAUGACAGCUUUACAAAGAGGUCUCAUGUUGCAUUAGAUCUUGCCAAGCAUAUACUGUCAUUCUUGUUUGCCCUUCAUUGCUGGAGAAGGUUGCUGAUUCUCUACAAUAAAAAGCAAGUAAGGGAUUGAAAAUUAGUUAGUUCUUUGCAAUAUUUAUGGCGUCUUGUUUCAAGGCUGCUUGUGGCUUGAGUAGUAGUACUAGCUGUUAUACGUUGUAGAUUAUUUCAAACAAAGUGUGGUGGGAUUUAGUACAUUCUAAAAAAAAUGUAGCGUCCUGUACAAGGAAUUUGAUCUACAGCACACGGUACUGUCCAGGUUACCUAUUGAAGGAUGUUCACAUUGUCUGUAAAUGUGAGUAGACUAGUUGUUAUUACUUGCUGAAGUGAAUGAGUUGGUCUUCUCCAGCACUGAAGACAAUACAUAUAUUUUCAACAACAACAAAGAAUGUUAUUAGGCUAAUUUCUCAGUAGUUGUAGUGUUUGAAUUAAAAUUGAUUAAGGUCCAGCGGUCAUUUUGAAAACACGUAAGUGAAAAAAAAAAAAAAAUCAAAAAGUUUAGAAUCUGAUUCUAGAGAUUGCAGGACCCAAAUGGUUUAUUCCUAUCCAUAAAAUGUAUAAUCUAUGUGGAUGCACUUGCAGAAUAAGGAUCAGUGCAGUUCUUUCACCAAAAAUCUCCACAAUUUUUAGACUAUUUGUAGAUAUUAAGGCUUUCACCAAUCCAUACAUUUAUAUUUGCUUUAAGGUCCCCCUACAAAUAAUAAAGGAAACACAAUUGUUGCGUGUGUUAAAGGACAAAAGGGAGGCUUGCCAGAAAGGAAAACUAGAACUAGCAUAGGUUCUGCCAACUAUUAAUCCAAAGGCAAAGCAAAUCCUAUCUGUAAGGAGUUCCUGGCACAUUCCUUUUACAGAGCCUUCCAGCUAACAAGUGAGCCUGGGUAAACCAUUCUUACUUACUACAGAUUACUUCUAUAUUUGCUUUUGACUUCUACACAAUAACUUGUAAUCACAUGACCUACGAGUAGAAAUUGAUGACCAAUGCUUAAUCCACCUUUUCCAUGUUGUUGGCUUCUUGAGGGCAUGAAAAGUCUUCUUGUGCAUGAUGGGCUAUGUUUGCUCCAACGUAGAUGAAAUCCAAAACAAUCUAUUUGAAUAUUUUGCUUUCUGGAAAGUGUAAACUUGUAAUGUUCAGAUUUACUCUACAAAAAAUAAUACUUUCCUGAACAACCAGUGAAACUGGUCUCCGGAUAAGCAAGAAGACGGUGCUUUUAAAAUAGAAAUUUUAACAAGGCAAUUUUUUUUUAUUUUAUUUAUGUAUUUAUUUUGUAGAAAAAGACUGAUAAGCCAGUGAUAAUGCAGUGGACCUGAAGUCAACUAAAAGGACAGUGGUUUAUAUUAAUUUAAAGGGACAUUAAACUCAGGAUUGAUUUAACAAUAACAUGUUUAGUUAUGCAUAGUGCAAAAAAAAAAAUAUGUUUGAGGUGUAUUUUCAUUGUUUAUUUUGGCUGCUUUUCCUGUAAUUUACUACUAAAGUAUUUUUAACUGCCCCCAGAGAGGAUGGAGUACAUCUUGUUAGAUAAAAAAAAAAUUGUAACCCUGCAAAAUUCUACACGGGUAUUACUUGUUCUGAGCAAAAGUUUAGUUAUAUUUGUCCUUAAUUGGACACAGUGAACAAAAUAGAACAAUACUUAAGAUUUUUCACAGAAUAUGUUCCUGGAUUGCAAAACUGUGCAAAUUUCACUAAUAUAACACUUUUAAAUGUUUUUAAUACAUGUGUUCUGUACAGAUCUUCUGCAACACUGUUGAUAAUACUAUGCAUAUAUUUUUUAAAAAUCACUUUAACGUCCCUUUAAAUUAUGCGUUGUUUUCAGCACAUGAAGGCAAAUAGUAUUCAGUAACACGUGAACGAGAUCUGAGGGGUGAUAGAAAAUCAUUAAUGUGAACAAUUUAGGUACCAGGUGUGAAAUAAAGCUGCCGGUUGUUCUCUUCUCCUGCACAGACUGUACGCAGACUCUUUUGUCAGGGGCUUGACAACCUUGUUGGUAAUUAUUUAGGCUGUGGUACCAGGCGAAAGCUCUGAUAUAACAAAGCUUUACAUAAACUGUAAUGCCGAUUCUUUUACUAUGCCACUGUUUCUGUAACUUGCAUACCCCAAAUCUCUGCAAAAUAAACUCCCAGAACAUAAUAUGCAGGUCUUUCAUGUGCUUGUGCAACUGUAUUCUCCCGGCUCUGUUAUAACUCUUAUUAAAUCUGACAGUGGAACAUUAACACUUUACAGGAAGGUUCAAAUAAAUUGUGGUAUCCUGCUAAUGGCUCCUUACAAAUCCCGGAAGACAGAUCGAUAUAGUAAUGGCACUGGGGUCCCCUAUUCCUCUAGUUAGUUAGUGAGUGUAUUUUUGUUAAAGGCUCGGCUGCUAUUACCCACACUCAGAAACAGCCUCUCUGGCUUAGUCCAGCCCCUUCCGAAUCAUGAAGGGAAGCGUUUCCCUCCUCGCUGAACAGACUGCAAGCCAAACUCAGGGAACAAGUAAAUUGUAAUGAUAAAGCAUUUAUCUACCUGUAAAUAGAUAAUAUAUGUCGGUUAUGUAAAGUUCUAAUUAUUUAUUCUGUCUUUCUUUUCUGCAGGGCGAUGGUAUACUUGAAUGCUUUUUUAUUUUUUUUUUGCUUUAUUUUUUCCUCGCUUGGCGCAGGGCUUUAAAUGUGUUUCUUUCAGAGACCCUUCUCAGGAGGGAGGAGAUCAUAUAGGUGUGCAAUGAACAUUAUCUGAUCAGGCAGUAAGCAGCUGUUAACCCUUUAGAGUGAGGAGAGUGCAGCACUGUGUCAAGGAGUUGAGUACAGAUAAAAUCUGGUUUCCCAUCACUUUUGACUAUUUUAGAUUGUGAUGGGAAACAGUCACUACUGCUUUGUCAUAAUUAUUUGCAAUAAAGUGUUGUGGUUAUAUACCGCGCUGAUUAGCUCGGCCUAUUUCAGGCCUUGUUAGUUACAAACCUUCUAAAACACUCAGAUUUUACCUCCUCUGUAAAUAAAUAUCACUUUUAAACAGUAAAAAGACCAAACCGAGCGCAGAUCAGAGGAAAGCGGUUUAAAUGAUGACAGUGACUAUAGCGUUUUUUUAUUUUUAGCACAACUUAAAUCCCCCUUUACCUAUAAGGUUUGGCUAAUGCAGCUUUAGCAGUUAAGACGGACACUGAGAUUUAGCAAUAAGCAACGUGUAGCAGAGAGCUGAGGAUUCCUGGAGCCCAAAAUGAACAAUAUCCUGUGAAUGCUCUAACAUUCGCUCCUCUACACCUUUUUUUUUUAACUUUAAAACUUUAUUCCAUACCGUUGUCCAUCAUCCCCAUAUUUACUAGUAAAUUGUCCUCUCUGUAUUUACUUUCUGUUUGUUGGCUUUACGAAUAGGCUGAGUGCAACCCAAGCUUCCAACUAAUACGAGGAUGUUGGUGUAAGAGCCACAUCUCUAUUAAGAUGUUGACUGUUUCACAAUUUUUUUUUCUGUGUAUUGUAUCUGUGCAGCUUCUCUACACAUCCCCAAUUUAAAAAACACACCUGCUUUCCCUCAGUAUUCAUUGCCACAUAUGUAUCAUUGUUUUUAUUUUUUACAGGAUUUAAUUUGUAUGCUCUCUAAUUUGAUAUUUUUGUGCAACCUUUUAAUGUUAAUAUUAAUUAAAAAAAAAAACCCUAUUUAUGUAUUGCUGAUACCAUUUUAUAUGAAUUGUGUUGAAAAUUUCAGUGCUUUUUUUAUGAAUAAAUUGUGGAUCACAAA
Molecule: messenger RNA, 7324 nt
Organism: Bombina bombina (fire-bellied toad)
Lineage: Eukaryota; Metazoa; Chordata; Amphibia; Anura; Bombinatoridae
Gene: ZSWIM5
Product: zinc finger SWIM-type containing 5
Exons: 14
Coding region: 11-3460 (1149 amino acids)
Cellular component (GO): Cul2-RING ubiquitin ligase complex
Molecular function (GO): zinc ion binding
Source: RefSeq, a predicted model, not a curated record